AUGCUCUCCCGCUUUCGAAAUGGCAACACAUUAUAUCCCAUGAUGCAUGUGUCGUAUUUAUGUGAAAAGAUCAAAGACGUACUAGGCCGCUCAGAGAAUGGCGCCUAUUCUUCCCUCGAUCCCGCGGCUCCCAUGGCUGUGCGAGAUAUCCCACCGGUACUCUCUGUUCCUCUCGCUGAUUCUGUGCUGGAAAGUAGCUCAGAAUCAGAUGGAAUGGAGGAUGAGGUGGCUGACGAUGAUGAUGAUGACCACGGCAGUGAGGAGCAUGAAACGAGUCCACAGCAAGGCAGUCAGACACUGCCUGACCUUCCUGACGAAGCCCUGGCUUGGUCUGAUGGCGCCGAGCGAAACUAUGCACCAAAAGCACCAGAUUCGAAUUCAGAAACAUGUAUUCCAUUGGAAGGCGGCUCAGUCCUGUGUCAUAUCAUGGUCGGCAGUUUGCGGUUUUUAUGCCCCAUGUCCCAUGACUUGGACCCAUUGAUCUCUUUUGCCUUCUUGCAUAAGGCGGCGGACGUACUGCAAGAUUAUUUAGUGGGCUCUAAGGAUCCUGCUCUUUUGACAGAAGAUCUUAUUCGUCAACACUUUGACAUCGUGUAUCAGCUCAUGGAGGAAAUGCUCGAUGGAGAAGGCAACGUCCUUCUGACAGAGAUUAAUGCUCUCAAAGACAUCGUGGUACCACCCCGCUGGCUUGAUAAAAUUGCUAACAAAGUCGGCUUGAACUCUUCGCCGGAGCAUGCACGCAUGUCUCUAGCAUCUCCUGUCCCAUGGCGCAGGACUAACAGCAGAUAUUCAAAAAAUGAAGUCUACCUAGAUAUGAUCGAGUCUAUCGAAGGUGUCAUUGAUGCAAAUGGAUGUCCAGUUGCUCUAGACGUCUGGGGCAAGCUCACUUGCUCAGCAUGGCUCUCUGGCAUGCCAGAAUUGCUUGUGUCACUAAAUCACCCAUCGCUUCUAGAGCUCCCGGCCUGGCAUCAGUGCAUCCGCCAGCAAACCUGGGAAAAGCAGCAAAAACUUUGCUUCGUGCCCCCCGACGGCGAGUGCGUGUUGAGCGAGUUCCGCAUUCGAGUGCCAUCGAAAUCAACCUCCUCAUCUUGCACGCUAAAGCGACCCAUUUCGUCCGACUCGUCCGCGUCUGAGUUCAACUCUAAUUCCUUACCCAUGAAAGUCUAUGCAUACUAUUCGCCUUAUAAUGCAGCGCACGGCGGCCUUCCAUUUAAUAUCACCGUUGACCAUGCUCUUGAUCCCGCAUACGACUUGCAAGAUGUGUGUAUUGACUGGCUUCUUGGCGAUGGUGUGCAAGGUGUCGAUGCCAUUACUCAGGUGAACACUGUUGCAACGAAAACAUCUAUGUCAUCAGACAUAGGCUCCAUUCCGAACCUGUCUCGUACGGCAGGUAACAUGGUUUUUGACCGGAAGCAGCAACAUCUUCGGUGGGUGAUUCCCAAGAUCUCACCAUGUACUCAGUCUGUUUUGAAAGGCACCAUCCUCUCGACAUCCGCUUGCCGUCCUAUGUAUGCCCUUGAUGUCCAAUUCUCCGUCUUUGGAUACACAAUGUCUGGGCUACGUGUGAGCUCUAUACAGAUUCAACCUGAGUCUUACGUGCCAACCAAAGGUGCGAGAGUUUGUCAUUCCGGACGACUCGAAUGGAGAUUGGCAUCCUAA
This is a messenger RNA of Malassezia globosa CBS 7966, 1659 nucleotides long. RefSeq lists its product as uncharacterized. The record is from RefSeq and is a predicted model, not a curated record. Gene Ontology annotation, biological process: endocytosis; intracellular protein transport. The coding region runs from base 1 to 1659 and encodes 552 amino acids. Gene Ontology annotation, cellular component: clathrin adaptor complex; cytoplasmic vesicle. Lineage: Eukaryota; Fungi; Basidiomycota; Malasseziomycetes; Malasseziales; Malasseziaceae. The transcript has a single exon.